AUGCUCAUCGCAAACAAGAGGCAGGACAACCAGGUGAAGACGUACAUCACGUACAACAAAGGCCGAGACUGGAGGCUGCUGCAGGCGCCCUCUUCUGACCUGGAGGGGAAUGACAUCCACUGCAUCCUGCCUUUCUGUUCGCUCCAUCUUCAGCUGCAGAUGUCUGAAAACCCCUACUUGUCUGGAGCCAUCACCACCAAGAGCUCUGCACCGGGGAUUAUCGUGGCCACAGGUAACAUCGGCCCGGAGCUAUCCUUCAACAACGUGGGUAUGUUCAUCUCCUCUGAUGCUGGGAACAGCUGGAGACAGGUGAGGCGCGCGCCGGGAUUGGGUCAUUUCCAUAUGCAUGAAGGCAGGACGCCACAGGCUCAGCAGCGUGGAUGCUUAGUGAACUAG
Knipowitschia caucasica is the source of this 396-nucleotide messenger RNA. Lineage: Eukaryota; Metazoa; Chordata; Actinopteri; Gobiiformes; Gobiidae. The record is from the annotation of a GenBank genome assembly.